Molecule: messenger RNA, 828 nt
Organism: Chrysochloris asiatica (Cape golden mole)
Lineage: Eukaryota; Metazoa; Chordata; Mammalia; Afrosoricida; Chrysochloridae
Gene: PYCR3
Product: pyrroline-5-carboxylate reductase-like
Exons: 6
Coding region: 1-828 (275 amino acids)
Biological process (GO): L-proline biosynthetic process
Molecular function (GO): pyrroline-5-carboxylate reductase activity
Source: RefSeq, a predicted model, not a curated record
AUGGCGGCUGCGGACAGCGGAGCCCCGUGGAGCGUGGGCUUCGUGGGUGCCGGCCGCAUGGCGGAGGCCAUCGCGCGGGGCCUCAUCCAAGCAGGAAAGGUGAAAGCUCAGCACGUCAUGGCCAGUGCACCGACAGACAGGAACCUCUGCCACUUUCGGGCUCUGGGCUGCCGGACCACCCACAGCAACCAGGAAGUGUUGCAGAGCUGCUCCCUCAUUUUCUUCGCCACCAAGCCCCAUGUUCUGCCAGCUGUCCUGGUGGAGGUGGCCCCUGUGAUCACUGAUGAACAGAUCUUGGUGUCUGUGGCUGCGGGGGUCCCUCUGAGAACCCUGGAGGAGCUGCUGCCCCCAAGGGCACGGGUACUGCGCGUCUCGCCCAACCUGCCCUGUGUGGUUCAGGAGGGGGCUAUGGUGCUGGCUCGGGGCUGCUGGGCUGGGAGCAGCGACGCCCAACUCCUGCAGAGCCUGCUAGCUGCCUGUGGGCAGUGCGAGGAGGUGCCCGAGGCCUACAUGGACAUCCACACCGGCCUCAGUGGCAGUGGCGUGGCAUUUGUGUGUGCCUUCUCUGAGGCCCUGGCUGAAGGUGCUGUCAAGAUGGGCAUGCCUAGUGACCUGGCCCACCGCAUCGCUGCACAGACCCUACUGGGCACUGCCAAGCUUCUUCUGCAGGAGGCCCGGCAUCCUGCCCAGCUGCGGACAGAUGUGUGCACGCCCGGUGGCACCACCAUCUAUGGGCUCCACGCCCUGGAGCAAGGUGGCCUUCGGGCGGCCACUAUGAGUGCUGUGGAGGCGGCCACCAGCCGGGCCAAGGAGCUCAGCAAGAAAUAG